This is a messenger RNA of Kockovaella imperatae, 1430 nucleotides long. RefSeq lists its product as hypothetical. Bases 126 to 1244 code for a protein of 372 amino acids. Lineage: Eukaryota; Fungi; Basidiomycota; Tremellomycetes; Tremellales; Cuniculitremaceae. The transcript has a single exon. The record is from RefSeq and is a predicted model, not a curated record.
ACAAGCGAUCCGAUGGCGGGGAUAGGGGACAAGUGGAUUAGAUUGAGAUGCAUUCUAUCGUUCUCCAUCUCUUGUUCUGUGAUCGGGCUGAAGCAGGCCCCUUUAUUUCUCAACAACGGUGAACGAUGGCCACCUUCUCACCGAAGCUCUUCAUAACUACGUUCCUUGCCAUUCUGGCUUCGAGGAUCAAUGGCAAGAUCAUCAACGUGCCACCUCAUCCAUCAGAGCAGCCGACCAAAGCAGAAAUGACACUCCGACCGGACAGUCUGGACGCCCCAAAACUCGAUCACGUCGAAGAUCAAUUCUACGAAUGGUGGUAUUUUGACGUGAUCUCCGACAAGGAUGGUCAGUACACGUCUCUCGACGUAGUGUUCUAUACUUCCACCACUACUGGCUUUGACAUCCUCGGACCCUCUGUACCCCUCGCCAAUCCAAGCGUCGACCUAAUCCAAGUCACUGUAGGCUUUGCAAAUGGCUCCGUUUAUAAUGCCUAUCUCAACGGGUCUCAAGCGACAUUCAUUAUGCACGGUGAUGGUGUCACGGGGAUUUACCCCAGUCCCCGAGCCAUGUUCAACACUGCCAGCGAUCUCUCCAGCGCUUCAGUCGUCCUUAACGCCCCUGAAGUAGGAUUCGAAGGCGUUCUACAUCUCACCUCUACUGCUCCCCCGCAUGGACCGUGCGAUGCUGCUCAUCCUGGCAUUUCGCUAGAACUGAUGCCUCAUGUCGGUUGGGUCAACGCGUUUCCCGAUGCGAUUGCACGAGCCUCCAUCACAGUCAAUGGGGAACAACUCGUUAUCGAAGGAAGAGGGUACCACGAUAAGAAUUGGGGUGACCGGGCGUUCAGUAAGAGCCUCGAUACGUGGUAUUGGGGUCAUGCGACUCUCGGCGACUACUCAAUCGUCUUCUUCGACACAUUAGACUAUGCCGGCGUUGGAAGGUCCAGUUCAUACGUGGCAAAAGAUGGAAAGAUCCUGGUCUCGCAAUGCAAAGGCGUUGUCGCGAGACCAUUCGGCAACGGUGCGACGUAUCCUCCCAGAAUGAUGGAUCCGGAACCUUUGGGCCUCCAUCUGACGAUCGACACUCCUGAUGGGCAUAUCAAUGCGACGCUCACCAAGGUCCACACUGUUCUCGGGCUGGGACUCGGUCCUUAUCAUCGAUGGUUGGAUAAGAUAGCGGGGACAGUAGGAGGAGGGGAAGAGCUCUACGGACUGGCAUCGUUCGAGCAAUUCGCUUUCUCUUCAUAGCCUCCAACCGACCGCUUGCACACUCCCAGGGUUGAUCACAUCACAUUCCUGGAUCGCAUCCCAUGCAACAACUACUAUUGAUGAUCCACGUUGAGCAACAACGGUACCCCUUGCGGCCGGACCUAAUGUUCUGCCCUUUCUAUUACGGCAUUCUGAUGGGAUAUAAGAUCCAAAAGUGGCAGCACA